Molecule: messenger RNA, 1856 nt
Organism: Maylandia zebra (zebra mbuna)
Lineage: Eukaryota; Metazoa; Chordata; Actinopteri; Cichliformes; Cichlidae
Gene: znrf2b
Product: zinc and ring finger 2b
Biological process (GO): proteasome-mediated ubiquitin-dependent protein catabolic process; protein K48-linked ubiquitination
Cellular component (GO): membrane; intracellular membrane-bounded organelle; cytoplasm
Molecular function (GO): ubiquitin protein ligase activity
Source: RefSeq, a predicted model, not a curated record
UUUAAUAACAUUAAACUACUGCUAAAGAGGCUUUGGUGCCUGGUGCCUCUGUGAUGUGCAGUGGGGAGUUAAACUCGGCAGAGGCUUUAUUUUGAAACUUCUGGGCGGAAGUCCCCGUGAGCCUGCCUAGCUUGGCAGCUAGCCUGCGCAGCAAGUCUCCUUGCCGCCGCCGCUAAAACGGUUCAGUGCAGGACUUUCUCCUCCAUCACUUCCUUCUACUGAGCAAUGUGUUGUGAGGCAGGGGGGUGUGAGGAGCGCCACUCUUCACUGCUUCACGCGGCUCGGGAGCCAUGGCGGAGGGGGUACUGAGGACGACCCAGCGGCCGGAGCACAGCGGGUCACCAGGAGCGGCUCAGCGCACAAGGAAGGACCCACGUUCUCACCUGCAGCUCAGCCUCUAGAACCGUUACUGACGGAAUACAAUGGUGACGUCUGCUAAACUUUUCCGCACAUCCCCAGCUUUGGUCACGCGCGGCCGCUUUAACUUUUCACCAACUGGCAGUUGUCGAUUCUCGAUGGUAUCGUAGCGACGCGGAGUUUGGUGUGCUUUUCUCUUCUUCCAGGACCUGUGUCCUGUAAAGCCAUCUGCCUCGGGCGGAAAUCUGGCGUACUGUCCCGCAGCGAGCUCGCACAGCGCCUCGUUAAUAUUUCAUAGCCGAAUCAGAGGUUAACAUGGGGGCAAAGCAGAGCAGCCCCACUGCUAACCCAGCUGCUAACGGACGGACCAGAGCCUACUCCGGCUCGGACCUGCCCUCCAGCACGUCCGGCAGCAGCGCUGGCAGGACUGCCGCCCGGGGGGCGAGGUACCACGGUGCGUCCGGAGCCUCCGGACCCAGCACCAGCCAGCAGAUCGGAGCCAGGGCCAGGUCUGUUGGGGGCUCGAGUUUAAGACCCCACUCUGGCAUUAACAUUCCCAACAGCGGCGGGGGCUACAGCUCCCCGGAGUCCGGCGGCAGCAGCCCAGAGGAGGCGGCGGACAGGGAGCGCUCGGGCGGAGGGCAAGAAGUUCCCCGGCUGUUGAUUGGAUCAUUACCAGCACACCUUUCGCCUCAUCUGUUCGGAGGCUUCAAGUGCCCUGUGUGCUCCAAGUUUUUGGCCUCAGAUGAGAUGGAUCUUCACCUUGUGUUGUGUUUAACUAAACCCAGAGUGACAUACAAUGAGGAUGUCCUGCCUCGGGAUGCAGGAGAAUGUGCCAUCUGCCUGGAGGAGCUGCAACAGGGAGACACCAUCGCUCGCCUGCCCUGCCUCUGCAUCUACCAUAAAGGCUGUAUCGACGAGUGGUUUGAGGUGAACAGGUCCUGUCCUGAGCAUCCAUCGGAUUAAAGCUUUCAUUGCACAGGAACAUGAGACGUCCCCAGAGGGAUCUGCAAAAAUGAAAUCCCUGGAUUCAGGGACUCUGCUGGACUCUAUGACCACUGUGAUCAGUUAGCACCCUUCCUCCCACAACCCACCCACCCAAUAAUGUAGUACCACAGUGUGCCAAAUGUCAUUUAAGCAAUCUUCAGGGAUACAAACUUGUGUGUUUUAUGUUUAAGUUGCACAUCUACACUCAGCAUCAGAGUUGACAGACUCCUCCAGCCCUGACGCUCGGGGCAUCACCAGUAUACACCAGUACACCAGUAUGGAGGAGGAGGAGGGAGACUGUUGGCUGACGCGCUCCGACUCGCCCCCUCCCCUCCUCCGUCAGCAUCAGUGUCUCCCAGUGCCUUGUUGUAGCGACGCUCGGCACGCAGCAGCCAGGACAGAGGGGAGUCCAGACUACGGCCGAGCCGGCUGUCCUCCACCCAACGCCCUACAACCCCCACCACCACCAGGACCAUCUUACCACAACUGCCAUUCUACCCGAGCAGGAGAAA